AUGUCGACAGAGGACAAGCCCGUUGAGGCACCCCAAUUUCAGAAACCCGGCGACUUGGUUGAGCGGGAUGAGGACACCGGUGUGAUGCAGCUGGAGAGUCUGUGCAUGAACUGUCAUGAAAAUGGAACCACCCGACUUCUUCUCCUGCGCGUUCCCUUCUUCCGCGACAUUAUUCUUGAAUCCUUCGAAUGCGAACACUGCCACUUCAAAGACAACUCGGUCAAAUCUGCCGGUCAGAUUCAGGAAAAAGGUGCCAAGUACACCCUCGACGUGGAGAAUGAGACCGAUAUGCAGCGCCAGGUGAUUCGCAGCGACACCUCGAUCUUCAAGGUGGAAUCUCUGGGCAUUGAGAUGCCCAAGGGUGAUAGCCAGCUCACCACCGUGGAGGGAGUCAUUCAGAGGAUCUACGAAUCGCUCUCGAGCGAACAGCCCCUGCGCAAGACUCAGGCCCCCGAGCUCCACGACGCCCUCGAACCCAUCAUCGAAAAGCUGAAGAAAAUGCUCGACAGAGAAGGCUACCCGUUCACCGUUUCCCUGGACGACCCAACCGGAAACUCCUGGAUCGCGCCGACCACCGAGGACUCAGCCCACAAGUACAAGCGCCAGGACUACCCGCGCACCCAUGAGCAGAACGAAGCGCUGGGUAUCGCCGCCGAUCCUAAUGCCGUCCAGAACGAAGGUGGCGUCGACCUGGACGAUGUGGACAUUGUCGAUGGCCAGGUGUACAGUCUGCCCUCCGAGUGCCCUGGCUGCACGAAGCCGUGCUUCGUCAACAUGAAGAAGGUCAACAUUCCGUACUUCAAGGAAGUCAUCAUCUGGAGUACCGCCUGCGAGCACUGCGGCUACCGGACCAGCGACGUCAAGACCGGCGGCGAAGUGCCCGAGAAGGGCAAGCGGAUUACCCUCAAGGUGGAGAACGAGGUCGAUCUGUCGCGUGAUAUCCUCAAGUCCGACACCUGCGCGCUGCACAGCGACGAGCUGGAGGUCACCGUGCAGCCGGGUACCCUGGGCGGACGCUUCACCACCGUCGAGGGUCUGUUGACGGAGAUCCGCGACCAGCUGCACGGCCAGAUCUUCGACAUUGACGACACGACCGGCAGCGGUGGUGACAGCAUGGCGACCUCCGACAAGGAGAAGUGGACUCGCUUCUUCAACCGUCUGGAUCAGGCGAUCAACGGCGAGCUGAAGUUCGUCAUCACCCUGGAAGACCCCAUGGCCAACAGCUACGUCCAGGACCUGUGUGCGCCUGCCCCCGACCACCAGAUCACGAUCGAAGAAUACACCCGCACGGAUGAGGAGGAAGAAGAGCUGGGAUUGAAGGACAUGAAGGUUGAAGGAUACGAGGAAGAUGCGGAGAAGACCGAAGACGCUGAGCAGAAGUCAUGA
This is a messenger RNA of Aspergillus terreus NIH2624, 1386 nucleotides long. It is a transcript of the gene zpr1, whose product is annotated as zinc finger-containing protein ZPR1. The transcript is spliced from 2 exons. NCBI's taxonomy places the organism in Eukaryota, Fungi, Ascomycota, Eurotiomycetes, Eurotiales, Aspergillaceae. Bases 1 to 1386 code for a protein of 461 amino acids. Gene Ontology annotation, molecular function: zinc ion binding. The record is from RefSeq and is a predicted model, not a curated record. Gene Ontology annotation, cellular component: nucleus; cytoplasm.